Amoebophrya sp. A25 is the source of this 487-nucleotide messenger RNA. Lineage: Eukaryota; Dinophyceae; Syndiniales; Amoebophryaceae. The record is from the annotation of a GenBank genome assembly.
UCGUUCGAUGGCGCUUACGUCAAUUAUCGACAUCUUGCAGUUUUGUGUGAUACCAUGUCUAAUCGCGGCCACUUGAUGGCUAUCAGUCGACACGGAGUUAACAAAGCAGACCAUGGACCCUUGAUGAAAUGUUCCUUUGAGGAGACGGUGGAGAUGUUGAUGGAAGCGGCAAUGUUUGGACAGGUAACUUGAUAGGAAGAUUAUCUUUCUUUUCUGGUACUAUGAGAUUUUCGAUUAUCUGACUUGAAGUAACUUCGAACUGUGUACUUAUUCCUCAUUUUGUAAUUCAUUUCUCUCUCUUUCUUUCCAAAAAAAAAUUGGUCCAUUAUCUAAAUUUCGCAUUCCCAAUGUCCUUUCACAGGUCGACCACUGCCGCGGUGUUUCUGAGAACUUGAUUCUCGGUCAACUGCCCAACAUCGGAACCAAUGAAUUUGAUAUCCUAGUAGACACCAACUGCUUGCAAGAGGCCAAGCCGACCUAUGAGAAA